GGCUAGCCCGAGCGCAGACAACAAAAGCAGACUUGGAUUGUCUCUUUCUCUCUGCAUCCACACCCUGUCCACACAGCACAUAAUUUGGUUUGUUUGACCUUCAAUUCUGACCAAUUAACCGAAGUAUGUUCCAAGAUAAAGAGCUGGAUUUUGGCCAUUUUGACGAAAGGGACAAGACACGUUACUCAAAGGGUUCAAGGAUGAAUGGUUUACCCAGCCCCACGCACAGUGCUCAUUGCAGUUUCUACCGCACCCGAACCUUGCAGGCCCUUACCACUGAGAAGAAAGCCAAGAAGGUCCGCUUCUACCGCAAUGGAGAUCGGUACUUCAAGGGCAUUGUGUAUGCAAUAUCUGCUGAUCGCUUCCGUUCCUUUGACGCUCUACUGGCAGACCUGACCCGAACCCUGUCUGACAAUGUGAACCUGCCACAGGGAGUUCGCAUUAUCUUUUCCAUUGAUGGGAUUGGGAAGAUUACCAGCCUUGAUGAACUGGAAGAAGGGGAGAGCUAUGUUUGCUCAUCACAUGACAUCUUCAAAAAGGUGGAUUACACCAAGAAUGUAAAUCCCAAUUGGUCUGUGAAUGUCAAAGCUUCUGGUACCCAGAAAGUGCCACAGUCCCUUGCCAGUGCCAAGCACAUGACUGAGGUCAAAGAAACUAAGGACUUUGUUCGCCCUAAACUAGUGACUGUUAUACGGAGUGGAGUCAAGCCACGGAAAGCAGUGAGAGUUCUGCUCAACAAGAAAACAGCACACUCCUUUGAGCAAGUCCUUACUGACAUCACUGAGGCCAUCAAGCUGGAGACUGGGGUAGUGAAGAAGCUGUACACCUUGGAUGGCAAGCAGGUGUCAUGUCUACAGGAUUUUUUUGGUGAUGAUGAUGUUUUCAUUGCUUGUGGUCCAGAAAAGUUCCGAUAUGCCCAAGAUGACUUUUCACUGGAUGAAAAUGAGGUGCGCAGAAGUCGGACGCUGGGAGGUUUUGAUGUUGAAUGCCGCGUGGUGAAAACAAACCCUGGUGGUAAAUCAGCUAAUGCCUCACAAAGGUCAACAGGCAAGAGCUCUGGAGCUUCACGUCGUAGUAAGUCUCCUGCCGACUCUGCUAAUGGAACCUCUAGCAGCCAGCUCUCCACUCCCAGGUCUAACAAGUCUCCAGUCUCAACACCCAUUUCUACACCAACCAGCCCAGGCUGUCUUCGCAAGCACAAGGACUUGUAUCUGCCACUUUCCCUGGAUGACUCGGACUCACUGGGUGACUCGAUGUAAACCAGCAGAGUGAGGGAGGGCUGGAAUUCUCCAUCUGAACCAGUGAGACUUGGAAAAGAAAUUCUGCCCAGUGUGCAGAGGUUAUUAAUCUUGGUGCUCACAAAUUGCCAAGUGACACCAAAAAAAAAAAAAAAAAUUGCCCUGUUUUUAACAGUUUGUCCUUCUCAUGAGAAACCUAGUAUCUUGGAAUAUCACUGCCUUUUUCUAAACAUCAGAUAUGAAGCACUGUGAGAAUAUUUCAUAAUAACACAAGCAGGUCUCUUGUACAUCACUUGUUCUUUGAAACUUAUAGUCCCUGGUUUUGUUUCUUAUUAAUGGUGCUGUGUGAUUUUCCAUUUCUCUUUGAUAUUUGAUGUGCAGUUAUUAUAUGCUUCAUUUAUAAAUCUGUUUUUAGUUAUUAAAGACCUCUGCCAGUUUUUUCUUUUUUAAGAAAAUCCUCUGCUGCGCAGACAUGUUUAACAUCUGAUUUGUUUAAAAAAGGAGGGAUAGAAAAAAAAACUCCAAAAAAAUCAUUAAAUAAGACUCAAACAUUUAGUUUAAAAUUAAAAUAACAUUGAUUUGAGAAUGGGGAAGUAAUUUGAGAAAAAAACAGCUUAAUAAGACUAAGACAUUAAUUUUCUAAAAUUAAAUUUGAUCACAUUUGUUUCAUACUUUUUUUAGUAACAAAAUGAUUCUGAUUCUUGCUUUAUAUGACAUUUUGAAUGGAUAGAACUAUUUAGGAUUAGAGUGAGACAGCAAAUUUACAUUUUACUAAUAAGAACAAGGUGUUCUUGCGCUUUUUCAUUUGUGAAUGUGUUCACUGUGCAAUUAUCCAAACCAGUUUAUAAGUACUGAAUAGCAUUAAUAGAUUACUUGUAAAACAUGGUGGUGAAGGUUUUUCUUCGAAGACAGAUUUGAUAGGGAAAAGGGAACAUUGACUUGCCACUGGAUUAGGAUUAGUUUGGAAUAGACUUGCCAUGCAUGAGACUUAUCUUGUGCUCUUUCUUGAUUUAUAAUGGAUAAUUACAGCCUUGUUUGAUUUGGAGUGGCACUUAGCUUGCAGCCUGAUGUUGCUCUGAUGUGGACUUCAAAUCUCAAUACUCUGUGAUUUCUUUCAUUUCACUAGCCGAGCCUGGAAGGUCCAAAAUGAAUAUUCUCCAUGUCGUUGUCCGGCUGCGGAAUAUCUUAAAAUGCUGUCUGCUUUUUGUUUUAUGCACCCCUCCCAAUCAACAAAGAAAGGCUCUGUACUAACAUGGGUUUCCCAGUGCUGUGAAUUCCACCCCGUUUAACAUUACAGGUUGGAUCCUGUAGCAUCAGCUAGGCAGUCCUGUGCUUGGCAAUUGUUUGAAUAUUGUGGCUGCACUCCACCAUUAGCCGGAAAAAAAUAGUGGCUGAAAUGGAUUGCUUGAUAGAAGUAAUGUUGCAAGUCAACAUAUUGUCUACUGAUAGUAUAACUAGACGACAAUCCUUUACCAGGGAUAUCAAUGUGCCACAGUAAAAAAACUAUUGCCAGCUGGCAUUUCAAAGCAUCUAUCAUUUAAUACCUCUCCAAAAUGAAGUAGUAUUGUUACAAAAAAAAUUGUCAAUUAAAAUAAUGCAGAGUGGGAUGGUGGGUAGGGUAGAGCAAAUGCAGUUAGGUUUAUAAUUGGUAAACUUUGACCUCUCAUUGUUCCUUAAACACUUGGAUCUUGCAUAAUUUUCUGGCCAUUCCUGAAUCUGUCAACAUUCUUUAUCUGUUCAAAUGUUAGUUCAAAUCACCAAACCCAGUUUAAUAAUUCAGGAAGUUGCCAUGCAUGUUAUUUUGAGAAGAUUACGGGGGCUAUCAUCACAUUUUUUUUGCAGAAUUUUAAUGGCACAGAUGGAGGCCUUUCAGCCCAUUGUGUCAG
This is a messenger RNA of Carcharodon carcharias (great white shark), 3124 nucleotides long. Its product is annotated as neuronal migration protein doublecortin-like. Gene Ontology annotation, cellular component: axoneme. NCBI's taxonomy places the organism in Eukaryota, Metazoa, Chordata, Chondrichthyes, Lamniformes, Lamnidae. The transcript is spliced from 8 exons. Bases 126 to 1259 code for a protein of 377 amino acids. The record is from RefSeq and is a predicted model, not a curated record. Gene Ontology annotation, biological process: retina development in camera-type eye; axoneme assembly; photoreceptor cell development.